Messenger RNA from Syngnathus typhle (broad-nosed pipefish), 4671 nucleotides. Its product is annotated as protein kinase C-binding protein NELL1-like. The coding region runs from base 79 to 2514 and encodes 811 amino acids. NCBI's taxonomy places the organism in Eukaryota, Metazoa, Chordata, Actinopteri, Syngnathiformes, Syngnathidae. The record is from RefSeq and is a predicted model, not a curated record. Gene Ontology annotation, molecular function: calcium ion binding; protein binding. The transcript has 20 exons.
CAGCGCACACGGACCAAAUAGGUGCUCGUGGAUACAGCGAGACGCACGGCUCGGGACUCUACAGCGCAAUUCCAUCUCAUGGAUAUGGAUAUUUCCGUGGCUUUAUUAUACCUUUUGCUUUUUUCCAAACCAGUUUUGGCUUUUGGCACAGAUCAAGACUACCAAAUUGAUAUAAUCAAUGAACUUGACUUGGCAAAUGCUACCUAUGGAAUUACCCAAGUGGCCGGGCUUCACAAUAGCAGCAAAGCCUUCGUUUUUCGAGAUGUUGGGAGAGCCGUUCAAGCCCCGGCCCACAUCACAGAGAAAGUCAUGCAGCUAUUCAGGAGAAAAAGUGAAUUUACCUUUAUGGCCUCCAUCCAACAGAAGUCCUCAACAUCGGGUGUCAUAUUCUCCAUCCAUGAGUCGGAACACAGCUACUUUGAAUUGGAGAGCAGCGGCGUUCGAGAGGAGAUCCGUUACCACUACCGCUUCAAGGGCAAGCCCCGCACCGAGUCCUUCCCCUAUCGUCUUGCUGAUGGCCAGUGGCACAAAAUCGCCCUCACUAUAAGCUCCUCCCACCUACUGCUGCACGUGGAUUGUAACAGGAUUUAUGAGCGCGUUAUUGACCCUCCUCAGAUGGAACUCACCCCAGGAAGUGGCGUCUGGCUGGGCCAGCACAGCCACAAGCACGGCCUAUUCAAGGGUAUCAUCCAGGAUGUGAAGUUUGUUUUCGCUCCCAACGGUUACAUUACCCAGUGUCCAAACCUCAACCGCACCUGUCCAACCUGUAGUGAUUUCUUGAGCCUAGUGCAAGGCAUUAUGGAUCUGCAAGACCUACUUGCAAAGAUGACCCUCAAGUUAAAUUACGCCGAGUCCAGGCUGACGCAGCUUGAGGGAUGUCACUGUGAGAAGACUUGCAGUGCCAACGGCCUCGUCUACAGGGAUAAGGAGCUCUGGGUGGAGCCGGAAAAUUGCCGGAACUGUGCAUGUAAGAAUGGAGUAGUAGAGUGCCGCAGGAUUUUCUGUCCUCCUGCCAAUUGCUCUGAGGACUCUUUGCCAGUACAUGUGGAGGGGACCUGCUGUAAGAAAUGCAGACCAAAAUGCAGUUACAUGGGGCAGGUCUUUUCUGAGGGUCAACGUGUUUUAUCCAGGAGCUGCAGGGAAUGCAAGAAUGGUCUGAUGGUGAGAGUCACAGAAACCUGCCCAGAGCUCAACUGUUCUGUCAGUGAGCAGAUAUUAAGAGACGGGAGAUGCUGCAAUGUUUGUCAAGGUUAUGAUUUCUGCGCCGAAGGGGUCAUCUGCGGGGAAAACUCUCUUUGUAAAAACAAGGACACUAAAGCGGAGUGUGAAUGCAAGAGCGGCUACGCUUCCAUUCACGGCGACUCGACUUACUGUGAAGAUAUUGAUGAAUGUGCAACCCAGAUGCACUACUGUCAGUCCAACACGGUGUGCGUCAACCUACCCGGCAGCCAUCGCUGUGACUGUUUGCCAGGCUUCACCUGGGUGGACCAAUACUCAUGCACAGAACAUGAUGAGUGUGCCAGUCGUCAGAACUCGUGCGAUGAGAAUGCGAUCUGCACCAAUACCGUUCGAGGACAUCUGUGUAGCUGCAAGCCGGGCUACGUUGGGAAUGGCACCAUCUGCAGAGCUUUCUGCGAAGAGGGGUGCAGGAGCGGCGGGACAUGUGUGUCCCCCAACACGUGUGUUUGUCCUUCAGGAUUCACAGGACGAUAUUGUGAGACGGAUAUCAACGAGUGCGCGGAGGGCCUGAUUGAGUGUCACAACCAUUCCCGCUGUGUCAACCUCCCCGGCUGGUACCACUGUGAAUGCAGAAGCGGUUUCCAUGACAAUGGCUCCUAUCUGCUUGAUGGGAGCUCAUGCAUUGACAUCGACGAGUGCAUUGCGCAGAAACACUCUUGCUGGAACAACAGCGUGUGCGUCAACCUACCGGGAAGCUAUGACUGCGUGUGCGCGUCGGGUCCGGGUUGCACCGGGGACUGCCCGCAAGCGGAGGGCAUCAUCCGAAGGAACAGGGAAGACUGGAAACCCAGCUAUGACAUCUGCACUAUUUGUUCCUGCAAGGAUGGCCAGACAUACUGUCGAAGGAAACCCUGUGACUGCGCAGACCCAGAGGAGGAUCUGUUCUGCUGUCCCAGUUGCGAUAACAGACCCAGCAGCCAAUGUUUGGACCAGAGCGGCCGUACACUCUACCGGAGCGGCGCGUCUUGGCUGUAUGGCUGCCAGCAGUGCCGCUGCAUGGAGGGCGAGGUGGAUUGCUGGCCUCUGGUUUGUCCUGUGCUGAUGUGCGAGUACACGGCAGUGGCAGAAGGCGAAUGCUGCCCGCGCUGCGUCACAGACCCCUGCCUGGCCGACAGUUUGUCUUACGACAUCCGACAAACGUGUUCGGACCACGCCGGCGUCACGCGCCUCAGCGGGGACGCGUGGCAGAUGCCCAACUCGCCCUGCACCGGCUGCAUGUGUAAAAACGGAAACGUUUGCUGUUCGCUGGAUCUCGACUGCCUCCAGAACAACUGAUGCUCUUCAUCUUCUGGUGAUAUUUUUUCCCCACUAUCUUUCCCUGACUCCUCCUUUCGCCGAAGGGCAGCCACGCCCCGCUUCCCAUUGCCAAACAACUGGAGCCCCUUUUUUUUUUUUUUUCAAGGGGGACAAACUCUUUCUUGCACAUCCUUGUGUAUGCCGAUGUGUGCACCGAAAAUACAAACACACACUGGUUGAGACGUUGGGUUAUCCCCCCCACCUGACAUUGUUGGCAGGACUUGACUGCGAGUCGUAGCUCCACCCGAGGAGCUUGUGGUCGAAGCUACUCACAUCCCCUGCUGUAUGUCUUCAUCUUUUCUUCUGUUUCACAAACAAAUAUUUUGGCUUUUAUCUUUUCAGGCCCAAACUAGACACAAGGCGCUGAGAGCUGUCAAUCAAAGUUUGAAGAGCCUGCUAAUGAGGUCAAUAAGAAUGUUGUCCGAUGCGAUUUGUUUUAUGGCUCACUAUUGAGUGGAUUCAUAAUUUUGGGGGGAAUUAUUUUCAUCAGUUGUAUUUGUUUCAGUUUUUCAAUCCAAUGCAGCCCACAAAAAGACAAAAGUUUUGAUGCCUAUAAUGAACGAGAAUUAUAUUGAGCAAUAUUUAAGUUUAAAACAUGAACAGAAUAGGGCAAAGGGAUGGUUGAUUGGAUGUGAAGGAAGAAAUAUGGCUGCUUCUGGUAAUUGUCAAAUAGCAUAAACAUUUCUCAGCAAUAUCUAAUGAAGUAACAUGGAUUUAUUCUUUGCAAUACCCCGUUUUACCUGUAGGAGCAAUAGUGAGUUAUAGUAGCUUCCAGUCAGCCCUCGGUUGAGUGGAUGAGAUGCGAAGGAAAAAAAAAUUGUUCAAACCACGGUUUUUGCGAAUCACAAUGAGGUUAAAACAAAUAAAUUUCAUCUUUUUUUCCCCUUCAUAGUUUUCAAGCAGCAAUGAUCCCAGCAAAAACCUGAGCUAUGCAAAUCGAAAAAUCUAUGAAAAUGGUACGACUGACAAAUUAACACUGGGCUCAAAUUAAUCUCAUUAUUUUCUUUUAACUCAUUUGUUAGCUAAAAAAAAAUACAUCUUCUUACAUACAGCAAUUUUAGAUGCAACGUGUACAUAUUUGUAAAAAUGUCUAACUCUUCAAAACCUCAUUUGAUUCCAUUUUAUUUUUUAAUCACACACUCCUUUUGUGCAUCGAAAUAUUUAAGUCUCCCCCAGUCUAUGGGCAUUUUAAUCCUUGCGGACCUCUCAGUUUUGAGUGAGCUCUUCGUAUUUACGUCUGUAAUUCUUUCAUAAGCAUCCUCUGUGCUUAAGUUGUCUGUCAAAUAACCACACGUGAUUUCCACAGUGGGUAGCGGUCGGCCCCACGACAUUGAUUAAAUUGCCGGACAUUGCCAGAUUGCUCUGUCAUUCCCAAGGUGGCCCGGCUCCUCGCUGUACACACACGCAUUGACAGCAAGACACUAAAAAGGAGGAAAGAGUUAAUUAAAAGACCCCAGUCGUGUGCUUUCCAGUAUGCCAGCGGGUCACCGUGUGUCGAAUCUGUUUACAGACGGUCAGGCUCAUUAAGACACAAAAUGUCAGUGCUCUUUCUGCAACACUACAUAUGUUCUGGCUCUAUUUUGGCUUCUGUUGUCUUCUCCAUCAUGCUGAUGUUUGUCUUGAGAGGGCUCGUUUCCCUUGAGCGUCCCUUUCAUCACACUUUGAGUCUGUCGCUGUUGGUAAUAUUGCUUUUUCACCCCCAAAAUGUGAGAUGGAUUGCCAAGAGUGUAUUUGUAGUCGAACGGCUAAGUACCGAUACUGGAAUGAAAUUCUUGUCAGAUUCUCUUGGACCGUGCUUUGGAACAUCUGCCAGUUAUUUGGUACACUUGUCAGUCAAAUCCGGAAUACGCAACAUUUGGAACAGGAUUUAGUUAGUUCCCCCCAAAGAAUCAAUGGCAGAUAUUUUAAAGAAAGACUUCCAUAUUUAAAUAUAAUAUUUUCCUUAAAUAUGCAUGACAUAAAUCGGAUAUUGGUACUUCGUAUCGGUACUCGCCCAUCAGUGACUUUAUGAAUUGCGUUUCUGUACUGUGGACAAAUUCACCCUGGCAACUUCCACGGUUCAUUUGUUAGUCCAUGUAUUUAUUUAUUAAUCUAUUUAUGUAUUCCUCUUUUUUAUUUUGUUUAUGAAGAGACCAA